Messenger RNA from Durusdinium trenchii, 2226 nucleotides. NCBI's taxonomy places the organism in Eukaryota, Dinophyceae, Suessiales, Symbiodiniaceae. The record is from the annotation of a GenBank genome assembly.
AUGGAACGAGAGCUGGAAGCUUUGCGCACCGAGCUCUCAUUCCUUCGAGAGGACUUUCGAGCCCUCUCUGCUCGAGUUGAACGUCAGGAAGAUCGACUGUCAGAGCUGGCCCGACGUGGCCCUUCGUUGAGCUAUUCCCAGGCUGUGGACCUCCACGAAGGUGUUCCUUACGCUGCUAGCAGUGGGGUUGGUUCUACUUGGAGUGUGGUGCAAGAGCCGGAGAUUCCGGCCGAUCGUGGUGGCCCCUCCGAGCUGAGCUGGGCUUUUCGUGAGCAGGUUGCCAGGGAGAUUGGAGGGUUCAUUCGCCGUUCUCUAGACGGCGCACCACGCGGCCUCUCAGGUCGCGAGAAGACCCGACAACUCGGGUCCAAGUAUUAUUUGAUCGCCAAAGAUUUCUCAGGACAGCUUUACAAUCCCAUCAAAGUUGUCACCUCCUACGCUGCUGCAAAAGAGCUGUGUGCCCGGGCUGGGGAAUUUGGAGAUUCAGUUUUUGUUGGAGUGCCAUCGGUGAGAGAGGGACGGAUUGCAGCCACCGCGGCAGGCCUUGACUGGCCUGCUUCCGAUUACCCCGGAGAGUGGGGAGCCUUGCGGGAUCACCUUGUCCUGGAUCUCGACGGUUCCUGGAACGAGCACUACGAGGUUGGUGGUUUUGAGCUGGAAUCCAUUAGUGGGACAUCAGUCGAGCUGCUCGCUUUGUGUGUUCUAGAAGAUAGAGUUUUGGUGGCCGUGCCAAAGGAGGCAUGGGAUCGAGUUCGUGCCAAACGUAUUUUGCCCGCUCAAGCAUUGUCAAAAGCAUUGUUGUGCAAUGUGGCUGCUAUGGAUGCAGACGAGCGCUCACCUGUAGCUGGCGAAGAGCUCAAAGUAUGGGUCGGUCUUCUGGCUCCGCAGUUCGAGAAGCAGGUUUGCUAUCCCUUCGUCUCAGUUCCAGCUUACAGCUUUGGGGGAGGAGAGACAGGUUUUCUGUUGCCACACCCUGCAGGGCUGCACACGUUGGCAGUGGAGAAGUUCCAGUUUUUGUCAGCAGAGUCCGGCGAGCCUCAAAUCGAUGCUCCCGCCCCAUCGGCCGGUGCAGACGACCGUUUGCAGCGUUUAGAAGAGAUGGUUUUUGCUAUGCAGAAGAGCUUUCAAGAUUUCGUCGAUGCUGGAGGGGACGCCAAGGCCAAGAAGGUCGCUCCUGCCCCAGCAGCUUCAAAAGCAAAGGCUGCUCCUCGGGGCCGGGCUCAAGCUCCAACUAUGCAGCAUUUGGACAAUGGGGUUGUGUCAGCGGCUCUCGCUGCGGGCAUCCCCGCCAGUCAUCUGCAAGAAAUGGAUCGUCUGGUUGGCUCGAAGCCCAAACGUCUGGACGAUGCACCUCGUCCUCUUGCCCGACCGCCUACUACGUUGUCCGAGAGCGAAGAAGGCCAAGACGGAGAGGAGGAGGAGCUCGACGACGAGGAAGCUGGCGACUCAGUGGGGCCUGUAGAGAAAGCUGUGCUGAAGUUGACAAAGAUUGCCCAGACCCUUGCAGGCAAGAAGAGCAAGACGGACCAGUCGAUCGAGCAGGUUUUAGAUGCUGGGUCGGCCGGGAGUUCCGAGAUGAGCUCUCUCGGGUCGAAACGCAAUGCUGCAGCGCUCAGAGCACUCCAACGACAGCUGAAGGACAAUCCUGGAUAUCUUUGGCGGACUCUCGAGGCAAACAUGCAGGCGGAUUUCAUGUCUGUGCCCGUUGCUCCCGGAGAGCCAUUGAAAGAGGGGGUGUCGGUCAGAGGCUGGCUGACGUCGAGGUCAAGAGUGCAGCUAUACCACAACCAUGUUCGUUGGGUGUGGCAAGUCGGUGCGAUUUGGGAUUGUCUGAUAGCUGGAAGAAACGACGAGGCGCGAGCUCGCGCUGGGUUGCUAGUUGCUGCAGCGGAUCAAUCCGCGAUCGACUCAGGCAGUUGGUUGAUCGCCAGUGUCGGUUUGUUAGAGCAGCCACCCCCAUUUCAUGCAUUCAGUGCUCACCAGCUCCCUGGCCCGAGCGAUCAUCAGUUUUCUGCGCUCUCAGAUCCACGGUGGGUCGACUUAUACCUGGCCCAUGUGAAAGACUUGGAGGCAGUGCAGGAGGCCAAGCGGAAGCUCGGCAAGAAUCCCAAGACCGACAAAGACAAGGACAAAGAAGACCGCAAAGAAGACAGGGCUCCCAAGCCGAAGAAGAAAGGCGCGGGACGAGGCAAUGGAGGAGCAAACGAGCCCAGCACGGGCUCGUAG